UGACAUUAUAGAGAUUGACGUGGCUUCAGGAACGCAUUGUGCUUUUAUAAAACGCCGAGGAAAACUGUACAGAUUAUGAAUAGUGUCCUGGCUUAGUGCACAGCGUUAUACAUUCUCGCCUGGCGCCGCUACACAACCCGGAACGCGGAGCAGAAGGACUUGUGUUUGUUAUUGAAUUUUUCUCUCCAGUAAUACGUCGAAAAUCUCGGAAACGCACAUGAUUUAGGUGGUUUGGAUGCCGCUGGGAGACUUAGUAAUUCAUGUGCUUUACCACACCGGAGGAUUAGUGCGUAGCAGUGCCGGGGAGGGCCUGGGGCGGCGGUGUGUGUGCGGGGCCGUGGCGGGGCCAGCCAUUACCACCAGGCAGCCUGUAAUAUACACUCCUGCCUCCUGCCUGCCGCUUCAUCCACGCACGCGGAUGAAAUAACUGACGUACAUCCAACACAGCAAGUGGUUUUUGAUGACUAAGGCACUUUGUCCAGCUCUACAAGUCAGUUGCAAGAAAAUUCCACAGUAUGGCAACAGCUGGACCAAGUAGCAGUAACAGCCACAGUGAAAGCAGCAACAAUGCCUCAGGUGGUGCAGAGGGCGGGGAGGAGGAGGCUCCAGAUAAUUCCAACUUUGAAUGUAAUAUCUGCUUGGAUACAGCCAAGGAUGCUGUCAUCUCCAUGUGUGGGCAUCUUUUCUGCUGGCCCUGCCUUCACCAGUGGCUGGAGACAAGGCCAAACAAUCAAACCUGCCCUGUGUGCAAGGCAGCCAUUUCCAGAGAUAAGGUGAUUCCUCUCUAUGGACGAGGCUCUGGAAACCAGCAGGAUCCAAGAGAUAAGCUGCCACCCCGCCCUCCAGGCCAACGCACAGAGCCUGAACCCCAGAAUGGCUUUAUGCCAGGCUUUGGGUUUGGAGAUGGUGGGGGGUUCCAGUUUCACUUUGGCAUUGGUGCCUUUCCUUUUGGAAUAUUUACCACUUUCAACAACUGGGGUGGUGGAGCUGCAGUACCUCCAGCUCCUGGGACACAACAAUACCAAGAGGAGAGGUUCCUGUCCCAAGUGUUGAUGGCAAUGGCCCUUUUGUUUCUCUUCUGGCUCAUCCUUGUGUGAGGUGAAACUGGGUGUGAAUGUUGGUACAGAAGUUAGAUGAGCAGAACAAGAUGAUUGUUAUUCUUUUGAUUGCUUUUUGUGUCUUCAGUGUACAUGAGCCAAAUGGAAAUGUGGUUCCUGGGAUUUUAUUUGCUUUAACAGAAAUUUCCUCCCCUUUGAUGAAAUCAUUAUGAUGCUGAUGGUUUUUCUUGUGCAUCAGAGAUAUAUAACUAUGCAGAUUUUAAUAAACAGGAUUUUUUGUGUAAGAUACCCAGAGAAAAUGGAAGGUUUUCUUGUUGAUACUUUCAGUAGGUUGGGGUUUGCAUGUUGGUGCCUCCAGUGGGUAUUAAUUGAAAAUCCUGUUCAUUGGACCGGGAACUCAUAUGUUUGCUAACAAACCACCCGUGUGCUGUCUGCUGUAGUCCUUUAAUUUUACCAUUUUCCAAAACAGCAGCUUUUGUUUAAACUUAAAGGUCUAUAAUAUUUGUACAUUGUGGGAGGUCUGUAAUGCUCUAUGGGAUGUCAGGUUGUAAAGUUUCUUAUGUGAUCAUAGGGGAACCAGCCUUUAGUUAGUUUUCCUUCAUUUUACUCCUUGGCUGAAAAGUUUUUCUUCCCCAUUCUUUUGUAUUUAACUUUUUUCAUUAGGUAUUCUGUUCUGCAUAUUGAAUAAGGGAAAAAUGGUUAUGUGUGGUCAGGAAUGAUCUUUCCAGCUACGAGAAUUUACUAUUACCACAAAUAAAUUACUUCAUUGUAUCACAAUCCAAAAGUACGUUAGAUAAAGAAUGUAAAGCCACUGGGUGACAAACUUUAAGAUAAACAAAUCCUGCACAUGUAUAUACACAAAUGACAAGUGCUGACUUUGCAUGAUUGUCAAGCUAAAUACACAGAGGCAUUUAUUAUUUAACUAAUUCAAAACAAAUCUAUUUCAAAUGAAGUUCCAUGGAAAUUGAUUUCUCACUUCAACUAAUGGUGAUAUAAAAUUAUCUUGUCUGAUAAUGGUGUUAUAAUGAAGCUUCUUUUAUCAACACUAAUCAACAUGGUUAAAAUGAGCCUCCUAUCUGCUGAUUGCUGAAAGUAAAUAUAUUUUGUAUGCAACUAAUGGUAAUAUAAAAUUAUCUUGUCUGAUAAUUGGUGUUAUAAUGAAGCUUCUUUUAUCAACACUAAUCAACAUGGUUAAAAUGAGCCUCCUAUCUGCUGAUUGCUGAAAGUAAAUAUAUUUUGUAUGCUGGAUUAAUUUGUAUUUUUCACUAGUGAUGCAAGAAACUUUUUUUCUCUGCUGUGUAUCUGUAGUCAUUCCACUACCCUUGCCAAGUGGAUAUCACCUAAAAUAAAUAGUUUAUCAUAACUGUUAAUAAUAAAUAUAAUGCUGCAACAGGAAAUCAUGAACUACCAUGACUAAAACAGAGAUGUUAAUUAUCUGUGCUCACACUAUGAGUACUAACUUAUAGAGAAACUGGACAAACAACUGUUGGCUUUAGCCACUGAUGUCAAUCACAUUAUGUGCUCUUAAGGUCUGUAUAAAUUUUGGUUGACUGUCCAGGAGGAUAAGAAACAAAUUAGGACAGAUACGAUAGUAUUCUUUACCAAAUGAUCAAUGACAUCGUGGUAAACCUAACCAAGAAAGUGUAACAGUACAAGGCAAAUGGUGAAUGGUGUAUGACCCAGGUGGUGUGAUGCUGAACUGCUUGUUACUUGCUGCUCUGUCAAACUGGAAAAAAAAGGUGUUGCUUGGCUACUCAAAUAGCUUGACAUUAUGAAAAAUAUUUUGAGUUAGUAGAAGGCAUCUGGUAGGUGGUAUAUGUCACUGUGUAGUCAUUUUGUUCUUCUACCGUUCUUAUACCUUUUUGUCAAUGCUGUCCUGCAUCUAUAUCAUAUAGCACAAGCUCUGUAUUCCUCACAAAGCCAUUAAGAGAUGACCUAGGAUCUGUAAUUUUUAUAAUUUCAAAUCUAAGUUAUUCUGACAGGGUCAUGAGGUGUUCUUCCUAAAUUUGACAGUGGUACAAGUAGAAUUAGUGAAAGCCUUUUAAAUUUGAGUAAUUGUUCUUACUUAGUACACCAAUGUUCAGAAAAAAGGAGCAUAAGCCAACCUGACUGAAAAACUUAUAUUCCUCUGUUUGCCAAAGUCUAACAAGUUGUUCUUAAAGAAGUCCAUGUAAUGCAUUAUAAACAGUUUUGACAAAGGUUUUUCUGCAGCCAUGCCUUUGCCUUCAUCUGUUUAGUAACUUGCUUGCAAAGUGCUAUCAAGUCAUCAGUGUCCAUUUAAACAUUUUGAUCCAGCAUUGAAUAGACUAUUGGCUAUACACGCAACACCACACUCAGCCACCCAGAGAAGUUUCUAGGAGAUACUCCUAGACAGUUCUCUGGGGUGUCAACGAGAUCACAAAUAUGACUAAAUACUAAAAAAGUUUGUAUGUAGAAAAACUUUUUGUUGGAGGUAUCAUACAAUUGUACAUUAGUACAUUACCACAUUAUGAAAGGUUACUUGGGUAAAGCGUCACUGUUGCCAUGGGGAUGCACACGAGGGGCCUCUAGCGGCAAAGAGACGAACUGACUGCUUCCAGUCUAUUCAGCAGAAACAAAUUUAUAUCUAUCCAGUACAUGACACACACACACACACACACACACACACACACACGCACACACACACACAACCCAGUGGUGUAGAGAUUAACACCUUUGGCUCAUAACUGAGGAUAUCAGAGUUCAGAUCCUGUGCCAGUCCAACACAAUUUGGAUAUAUUUCCUUUCAUAUUAAUGCUCCUAUUUGCCUCACACAUGGUAGCCUAAGAUGUAAGUUGAGUUAGGACACCAUCAGGCAAAAGUAGGACAACACUCCUGCCCUUUGCCUAGUAUGAAUGGAAUGUGAAGCAGAAAUGGAGACCGAACAACAUGUACAAGCUCAUUUUGUAUACAAGUAGUUAAAUAAUAUAAGAACACACAAAUGCAUGAUAUAAAUAUAUAUAUCUAUAUAUAGAUAUAUAUAUAUAUAUAUAUAUAUAUAUAUAUAUAUAUAUAUAUAUAUAUAUAUAUAUAUAUAUAUAUUUUCCCUUGUUACUCACAUUUUCAGGACAUGUGGUGGGCCCAGUUCUACUAACUGCUAAUUAGCAAUGCUAACUUUUCCAGAACAUCAGCAUUUCUGCUAACUUUGGAACCUGUUAACAGACAAAUUAAGGUGAAGUUAUGGGCAUAUGCUAUAGCUACACAUGGCCUCAGUACUUAUUUCAGUCACAUUGUCCUUUGAGCCUGUGGUCGGAAUAACCAGUUACCCCGAGAAACAGGGCCAGUGUGAUAUCUGGGUUACCAUGGUUUACCUUCCUCAGGUUUUUUCAGGUACCCAUUUAUUGACCAACCUGAAAAGAAGGAUGAACACUUUGAAUAUGCAUGUCAAAUAUUUGGCCCAGGAUUUAGAACUUCAGCUUUAGGUCUGUUUUGUGUUUUAGACUGCAGUCCAAAAUAAACAAACCAAAGCUAAAUUCACAUAAUAAAAGUGAAAUAUUAUCAUUAGAUUCACAAUUGUUUUAUCAGUGGUUUAUUGUUAGCCAAAUUAAUUUUUUUGUUAAUGGAUGACCAGUUAUGAAAGCAAAUCUUUCAGUUAGCUGUGCCCACCAUUGCCAUUUUGAUAAUUACUCUAAAGGCAGUGUCACACUGGCAAUUUUCCUCCAAUCGUUGGGGCUAUGGGCAACCACGGUUGCCCAACCGGGAAUGAGUUGUCAGUUGUCCGUACGGAUGGAAAAUAGUUGGGGAUAUGAGCAACUGCGCGGCUGUAUGUAAACUAACAACAAUGGCAGUGGCUGAGGAGUGAGGAGCAGUAGAAAGUGGCCUACUAAGAGACUUGUAAAGUGGACUGGCAGAGCUCCUUUGUUUACUCUUUUAUUGACAAGAUAAGAGACACCCUGUGCUGUGGGACCACAGUUCAAAAACUUUUUUCUCCAUUCUAUGAAAAUUGUAGAAGUACUCUCAGCCGCCUUCCUUCCAUUUAACUGCAGCAACAAGUCCAUAACUUGGGUAAUGACAUCUUAAGCUGCAACAGCCCUUACUUUAGCAGACGGUGCCAUGUUGAUACAGGGUGACUGCUUUGUUUAUGUUGUGGAUACGGGCAACUGACCUUCGUCAUGUGUUACGCACACCCAGAAAAGUUGGAGUUGCUGGUUGACCCUACUGCCAACGCGGUUGGAGGAAAAGGGCCCAGUGUGACACAACCUUAAGCAACAAUAGUCUCAACUUUUGAUAGGUGUGGCACAUGCACAUUGCAAGCUCGUGAUUGGAUGAAAAUCAGUGUUCUAUAUUGUUAGCUACUUGUGGUAAAUAUUAACCCCUUCACUCCGGCAACGCCAACGUCGGCGUCCGACGGCGUCACCGUAUGGAAAGGGUUAGUCCUCUUCUAAACCUCUUAAUCCUCUUCUAAACCUCUUAAGAGAAAAUGGAGGAGGAUUAAGAGGAAUUUAGAGGAGGAUUGAGAGGUUUAGAAGAAGAUUAAUCCUCUUCCAUUUCCUCUUGACCCUUUCCAUACUGUGACGCCGACGUCUGCGUCACGGAUGGAAAGGGUUAAAGCUAUUUCUUCAGUAUUUUAUUUAAAUGUUUAUUUAUACAAAGAACCCUCACUUUCUUAUAUAAAUACCAAGCAUGCAUAUUUGCAUUGAUAAUAUACCAUACAAGCACUUAACAGACGUAUCAAGCAGUACAGUCACGUCAUACAAGAACAAACAAUAGGCUUUAGAAAUAUCUAUGCAUCAUCAUCAUCAUUUUGUUUAACAUCCAUUUUCACUUUUCCUGAGCGGUUGGAUGCAUACAACUUACAUAUCUAUGCACUAUCUCAGUACUUAAAUAUCUAUGCACUAUCUUAUUUCAGGUACAUAAAAAUGUAAGUGCAAAUAAAAGGUAGUAUAAUCAUUCAUUGCACGUAAAUCACAUGGAUGAUAUUCAAAAUAGCUGAUCAUCACAUUCAACAAUAUUUCUUGCUAUUUUGAAUAUUAAUAACCCAUGUGAUUUACAUACAGCUGCCUUUUAGUUACACUUACAGAGUUAUAUGUCUUAUGUACCUGAAAUGAAAUAGAGCAUAGAUAUUUUAACACUCAUUGUUUGUUUGCAUAUUAUCUGACCAUACUGUUUGAUACAAGUUUUUUUGUGUGUAUGCUUGUAAGUUGUAUGUUAUAUUAUUGAUGCAAAUUGGCAUGUUUGGGACUUAUAUAUGAAGGUGUGAGGGUUCUUUGUACAAAUUAACAUUUAAAUAUUUGCCACAGAUAGCCAACGCAAUAGAUCACAUUGAUUUUCAUCCAGUCACGAGCUAGCAAUGCACAUGUGCCACAUCUAUGCUCAUGAAUGGGCAGAUGGAAUUAAACUAACUAUAGUUGCCUUUUAUGAAAUACAGUGGAAAAUACAUACAUGAAGGACAUUGGAAAAUGGCUUUUUCCUACAGUGAACUAAUAAUGGCUAAGAAUAUAUAUAUAUAUAUAUAUAUAUAUAUAUAUAUAUAUAUAUAUAUAUAUAUAUAUAUAUAUAUAUAUAUAUAUAUAUAUAUAUAUAUAUAUAUAUAUAUAUAUAUAUAUAUAUAUAUUCAGCUUUAAAUUGUCUAAAUGGCACCUCAAAGCAUUUUGUUAUGGGUCUUGAGUUUUUAUAUAUCCUAUGCAGGAAGUGUGUGGGUAGUUUUCUUACAGCUAGUUGUUCUGUGGUGUAUAAUGUCUACACACCAUCGAGGAUGGGGCCACGCAAGUUUUCUGUAAUUUGUAGUCGGUAGUGAAAGAAUAAGGGUGAUGUGAUACAUAUGGAUAUACUUAUUUUCAUAAUUCAACUAUUAAAAUGACCAGUGUGGGAUGAAAGAUGGAGGUUUGCCUUUUUAUAUUUAUUGUAAGAAAACAGGACUGUUCCUCUGCAGGCUUUCACAGUUUUUGAAAGUUAAUAUGUAACUUAAGAUAUACUUUAAUUCUAUUAAUACACUGUCGUGUACAUUGGUAGGGGAUAGUCAUGUCUCGCUUUAGUCAACCCCAUGAGACAUUCCACUGUAUAUGUAAAGUAGAAGGUUCAUUCAUUUUGUAUACUGUUGUAUCUCAUGAGAUGCUGCUGAUAGGAGCUUUCCUGUGACCUUAAUACCAUUUCCAUGUUCCCCGUCUUACUCAUUACUUUUUUUUACAUUAUUCAUCCCUGAAAGUAAUUCUUUUUACAUUUUACAAUGAUUAUGUUUAGUGACUACUGGUGAGGGACUUGAAAGUGUCCUUCCCAUUGCUCACAAUUAGGUUGUUUUACAAAUUUUCUCUUUUUACCCAAAUAUUAUAGUGUGUGUGUGUGUGUGUGUGUGUGUGUGUGUGUGUGUGUAAAUAAUUUUCUUUGUCUACAAAUCCUGUAAGUUAAAAACUUUUGUGGUUGGUUAAUGAUGUAAAAACUUAUAUUUUAUGUAAGUUGUAUACCAAGAUAAUAUAUAUAUAUAUAUAUAUAUAUAUAUAUAUAUAUAUAUAUAUAUAUAUAUAUAUAUAUAUAUAUAUAUAUAUAUAUAUAUAUAUAUAUAUAUAUAUAUAUAUAUAUAUAUAUAUAUAUAUAUAAGAUACUGUACAUGUUUUAUUGGAGUCUGCAGCAGAGAGUAUUGUUUAAAUUUUUGUCAGUUUGUUUGAUUCAUCAUACGAGAAACCGUUGCUGGUCCCUCAGUGUGACGAGUAGGUGUCUGUAAUCCAUGUUCCUAAGAUGUCCUUUAGUCUACAUAGUAGAGAUCUUCAUUGGUAGCAUGACACAGUUGUGACAGGAGGCUUAAAUUGGUCAGCUGUUGAAUGUUGAUGGUGGCUGCGUUGAUGUAGAUGUUGAUUGCUUUUUUCAUCCUCCAUCCAUCUUCUUUCAUCCUUCUUUCAUCCUCAUCCUUUGUCAGGUUCUUUAUGGAAAAUUAUGGGGUGGUCUUAAGGUGUUGCCUAUUGAACACUAAUGCAUAUUUUGCAAUGCUGUGGUGUGGAAUUUUGCCAUCCUAUAGAUGAGUGGUAAUUCUUCUUAAUAAGGUGGUGUGGUAGAGAUGAUAAAAAAUUACCACUCACUUACAAGACAGCACGAUUCAAUGCCACAGCAUCACAAAACCUUUACCAGCACUGGACAGAAACAUCUAGAAGACCAGACUGUAAUUAAUUAAGAAUUAAGAAACUGACAAAGCACAGUUGAGUAUGACAGAAGUAGUCAACAUCAACACACCCACCAUCAACAUUCAACAGUUGACUGAGUCAAGCCCCCUGUCAAAACAGUGUGCAAUACACCUGCUGAGUGCUGCCACGUGCUUGUCCUCAGAUAGUGCAGAUAUACCUGCUACCUAACCACUUGCCUUCAUCUGCUAUCCAUGAAAAAGGUCUACUAUAUAGACCAAAAGACAUCUUAGGAAAAUGGAUUACAGACACCUACUUACCAAACUGAGCAACCAGCAAUGGUUUCUCCUAGGAAUAAAAAAACAAACUAACUACAAGUUGACAAUGCUGUUUGGAUAAUGGUGGGUGCCAGUGUGCAUUGGAGGUGAUGUAUGUAUUUGGUGAAUGAUAAUAGCUGGAUAUGUAUCAUUACGACUACUUUCAAGCUGUAAACCUGUUAUUUAUAUUAUGUCAUUAUGUCUGAAGCACUUAUGUAUUGUACAUUGAUUAGAGGAUGGCUCUGCUGAAUAAUCUUGAAAUAAGGGCCUUUUUUGUCUUCAGUUUAUCAUGGUAACAUAUGAUAUGCCUGCACUUUAAAGUAUCAUUAAUUUCAUUUUCAUGAAUUUGAAGCUACUCAGUGCAAAGAAUAUUAGAACAUUAAAAUUCAUGUAUAGUAGCCACUAAAAGUUCUACUUCUGUGCUGGCUUUCUUGUUUUAAAACUAAAAAAAAUUCCACAAUGCUUGCCAGUUAGAGAAGUAGUGUGGCCAAAUAUACAAUGCACUUGUGUUUCGACACGUCUCUUGGCCCAUGGAAUAUCUGUAUUGGUGACAGAGGCAUCAGUUUUAUAAGUGAAAACUGGAAAUAUGUAUUUCUAUAUAUAUCUAAACAUACUAGAUAGAUUAGGAGACAUGACAACAGUACACAUCUACUCCUGUCAGGAAACAGAUCAGCAUUAUUCCAGUUGAUUUAGAGCUAUUUAAUCUCUUUUUAUUCUGAAAACACAUCUGUGCACCAUGGGUGAAGCAUCUAUAAUAGUGUUUUGAUAAUGUAUAUAUUUGACAAAUUAUCUAAUGUAUGUAUCUUAACAGAAAACAAGUAUGACACAUAUAUGCAUGUUUUGCAAUAUAUGCUCAAUUUCAUAUGGUGUAUGUUCAUAAACCUAUUCCCAAACUGCGUCCAGCUACCCAUUUAUGUGUGAAUUACUAUAUUGCAACCUUUGCUUUUCAAGGCACACAAUUGUCCCCAUUCCUUGCACAGACAUGACUUCUGAACUUCCUAGUAACUUGACAGGACAUCAUUGAAUGGACCUGCACAACACUAUCUUCAGAGUAAUAGUAAGCAUAUCAUGAGCUGGAAAGAUUUUUUUUUUCUUAUAGAAAGUCAAUAAUUUUAAAAUAUUAAAAAAAUAUAAAAGAUAUAUUUAUUUACAUUAAUAUAAGACAUUAAAGUGAGGGCUCAGACAAGGACAUAGAUAGUAAUCUUAAACACAAAUGUAAGAGAAGACUUAACAACUGAGUACAUAGUUUUCUUUUUAGAAUGUAUAUGUCUGAGGGGUGGAGGUGUAUAAGGAUGUCAAAAGUUUUGUGUCCACAUGUUGAUAUCAAUAAUAAAAAAAAAUGAUGUUUC
Eriocheir sinensis (Chinese mitten crab) is the source of this 9791-nucleotide messenger RNA. Its product is annotated as E3 ubiquitin-protein ligase RNF185-like. Bases 516 to 1097 code for a protein of 193 amino acids. Gene Ontology annotation, molecular function: ubiquitin-like protein conjugating enzyme binding; metal ion binding; ubiquitin protein ligase activity. NCBI's taxonomy places the organism in Eukaryota, Metazoa, Arthropoda, Malacostraca, Decapoda, Varunidae. Gene Ontology annotation, biological process: ubiquitin-dependent protein catabolic process. The transcript is spliced from 5 exons. Gene Ontology annotation, cellular component: endoplasmic reticulum. The record is from RefSeq and is a predicted model, not a curated record.